This is a messenger RNA of Lacerta agilis (Sand lizard), 3082 nucleotides long. It is a transcript of the gene ARHGEF26, whose product is annotated as Rho guanine nucleotide exchange factor 26. The transcript is spliced from 15 exons. Gene Ontology annotation, molecular function: guanyl-nucleotide exchange factor activity; protein binding. The record is from RefSeq and is a predicted model, not a curated record. Lineage: Eukaryota; Metazoa; Chordata; Lepidosauria; Squamata; Lacertidae. The coding region runs from base 225 to 2822 and encodes 865 amino acids. Gene Ontology annotation, biological process: activation of GTPase activity.
GCAGGCAGGUCAAGUUCCUGCCGGGCGGUGCGCUCUGGCUCUGCGUCGGGACUCCCUCGCCGUCUCAGUCCUAGGAGAAGGAGACACGGCGCGGAGGGAGCUUCUUUUUUUGCAGGUGGGGCGGACGGGCGCGCCGACUGAGAGCGCCCUCGCCUCGCGCGCACGCCGAAAUGAGGGCCAUCUGCAUUCCUCUCCCGAUAUUGGGUUGACUGUAGCCCUUGGUUAUGGAUGGCCCAAAUGAAGUGGACUUUUCCAACAACAACAUUGCACCAUUGUGGAGGAGGAGGUCAGCCCACCAGACCCAUUUGCAUACGAAGAACAAACCCAGGCCUCAGUCUUAUCAGAGCUCCACUGGGGUUCUCUUCACAGAUUUCCCCUUGGAAGACAAGGAUACGUUUACUUUAACUCAGCCUGAUGAAACUAUAAUAACUUCUCUGGACAGCAGAUCCAUUCAAAGGAGCCCUUUGCUUUUCAGCUGCGGCCUUGGUUCUGUGCCAAAUGGAAAGGUUCGGUUUCCGGAGCAUACGGCUCUCUCUCCUAGGUUUUCUGACCAGUCACCCCAAAUACUGAAAAUGGUUUCAAAUAAUUCUAUAAAUUUUACAGCCAGUGGUCCUAUAAAUUCAGCAAGCAGCAAGCUAGCUCACCCAGGGAGGAUUUCCAAUCGAGCAGCACUUUGUCCAGAGAAGGAACAAAUUGUUUUCUCAUCAAGCCUUGGAUUGUCGCCUACGGAAAUCGUGCAUUCGCCAAAUAACAACACAACCACCGCCUCAGCGUUGCAACCCAGCCAGCUUCCUAAAAGCUCAGAGAAGGCAUCUGUUUGCCUGUCUGCUUCCUUGGAACAGCAGCAUCUGCCUCUCCAAAGACUGCCGUCAAAUCAGAAUGAGCUUGCAGAAACACCGCCCGUGGUUCUGAGUACGCACAGUCCUGCCGCGUUGAAAGUGGGGAAGCAGCAGAUCAUCCCUAAGAGUUUGGCUACUGAAAUAAAAGUAACCAACAAAGCUAAUAGCCAGAAUGUGGAACCAAGCAGGAGGGCUCUCAAGGUCCGUAGCAUGGUGGAGACCCUUGGGUUGCCUUUGGUAGCUGGUGGAGGCGAAGAAGCAGAAGCGGAUGUGGACAGUCCAGGGAUGCUGAAACGUAGUUUGAGGUCUACUUCCUAUCGGCGGGCUGUUGUGAGUGGCAUUGACUUUGACAGCAGUGCCAGCUUUAAGACAAAAAACAGGAUGUCCCAGCCAGUUCUGAAGGCUGUUGUGGAAGAUAAGGAGAAAUUCUCUAGCUUAGGAAGAAUAAAGAAGAAAAUGCCAAAAGGACAAGGGACCUUUGAUGGAGACGAAAAUGCUGUGUUGUAUCAGAACUACAAAGAAAAGGCUCUGGAUAUAGAUUCUGAUGAAGAGGUAGAAUUGAAAGAACAGAAGUCAGAUGAAAAAAUAGUUAUUCAGUACAAACCUCUGAGAUCAACAUGGAGUCAGUUGUCUGCGGUGAAGAAGAAUGGGCUAUACCAGACCAUCAGCCAAGAAGAAAGGAAAAGGCAAGAGGCUAUAUUUGAAGUUAUAUCUUCAGAACAUUCAUACUUGCUCAGUCUGGAAAUCCUGAUCCGUAUGUUUAAGAACUCCAAAGAACUGGGCACUACAAUGACCAAAACAGAAAACCAUCACCUUUUUUCCAAUAUUGCGGAUGUCUGCGAAGCAAGCAAGAAGUUCUUUAGGGAGCUUGAAGCAAGGCAUCAGAAUAAUAUCUUCAUAGAUGAUAUCAGUGAUAUUGUGGAAAAGCAUACUACAUCAACCUUUGACCCUUAUGUGAAGUAUUGCACAAAUGAAGUCUACCAGCAGCGAACACUCCAGAAACUACUGGCUACAAAUCCAGCAUUCAAGGAAGUAUUGUCGCGGAUUGAGUCCCAAGAAGAAUGCAGAAACUUACCUAUGAUUUCUUUCCUCAUUCUCCCAAUGCAGAGGGUCACGCGACUUCCACUGCUGAUGGAUACUAUUUGCCAGAAAACGCCCAAAGAGUCACCAAAAUACGAAGCUUGCAAACGAGCUUUAAAAGAAGUAAGCAAGUUGGUUCGCCUCUGCAAUGAAGGUGCUCGAACAAUGGAAAGGACAGAAAUGAUGUACACUAUCAACUCCCAGCUGGAAUUCAAAAUCAAGCCAUUUCCAUUGGUUUCUUCUUCCCGAUGGCUAGUGAAAAGAGGUGAAUUGAUAGCGUAUGUGGAAGACACUGGGCUUUUCUCUAAAAGGACUUCUAAGCAACAAGUGUACUUCUUCCUCUUCAAUGAUGUCCUCAUUAUCACAAAAAAGAAAAGUGAAGAGAGCUACAAUGUCACAGACUAUUCCUUAAGGGAUCAACUGUUAGUUGAACAGUGUGACAGCGAAGAGCUGAAUUCCUCCCCUGUAAAAAACAGCACACCUAUUCUUUACUCUCGGCAGACUUCUGCAAAUCACCUCUUCAGAUUAACUGUCCUAAACAACCAUGCAGGAGAGAAGAUUGAACUCCUGCUGGGAACUGAAACUCAAAAUGAGCGUGCUCGCUGGAUUACUGCACUUGGGAAGAGUAGUGAUAGAGGGACCGUUGACCGGACAACACUAACCCAGGUAGAAGUCAUCAGAUCAUACACUGCGAAGCAAUCAGAUGAGUUAUCUCUCCAAGUUGCUGAUGUAGUUCUGGUCUCUCAGAAAGUUAAUGAUGGUUGGUAUGAAGGUGAGCGACUGCGGGACGGAGAGAGAGGCUGGUUCCCAAUGGAAUGUGCCAAGGAGAUCACUUGCCAAGCUACAAUUGAGAAGAACAUGGAAAGAAUGGGACGCUUGCUGGGCCUAGAAACAAACGUAUAGACCCCCACUGCCAUAUCUGUUCUCUAGGGUUUGCACUAAGGAACAUCUGGGGCUUUUUGCUCUCAUCCAGAUGGCCAUUUUAUAGUUGAAGCAUGUAAGAAGAAAGACUCGCAGAUACGUGUCAUCAUUAGGAAUGGAAGCAGCCAUAAAGCAAUUGCAUGCUGGUGGGGCUGUUCAGUACAAAGCAGUGGCAGGUCGAACUUUUUAUUUCUUUUUUAUAACCAAUAGUCACUUUUAAUUAAAACCCGAUUUUACACUUA